Molecule: messenger RNA, 1926 nt
Organism: Chrysochloris asiatica (Cape golden mole)
Lineage: Eukaryota; Metazoa; Chordata; Mammalia; Afrosoricida; Chrysochloridae
Gene: SGMS1
Product: sphingomyelin synthase 1
Exons: 8
Coding region: 297-1556 (419 amino acids)
Biological process (GO): sphingomyelin biosynthetic process; ceramide biosynthetic process
Cellular component (GO): Golgi membrane; endoplasmic reticulum membrane
Molecular function (GO): sphingomyelin synthase activity; ceramide cholinephosphotransferase activity; protein binding
Source: RefSeq, a predicted model, not a curated record
AGGUGAUGGAAAUGUACUGGAACAAUGGGAGAAGCCGGUAACUUAUAGGAAGCCAAGAUGACAAGAAUUUUCUGAAGUAAUCAAAGGAAGAAUCCUACUCAACAAUGAGGUGAAUUAAUGGUCAGACACACAAGAACCCUGGACAACUACAUGAAGUGUUUAAAAACUGCCCUAACCAUCUUGCCAAACCAGCCUCUGCUCAUGAGGCCUGACAGAAUGAAUAAGCCAAGGAGGGACGGUGUCCUGCCCUGUAGGAACAGUGUCUGCUGACCUUCUAACAGCAAGCUGGGGACCACAUGCUGUCUGCCAGUACAAUGAAGGAAGUGGUUUCCUGGUCACCCAAGAAGGUGGCCGACUGGCUCUUAGAGAAUGCUAUGCCAGAAUACUGUGAACCUCUGGAACAUUUCACAGGCCGGGACUUGAUCAACCUAACCCAGGAGGAUUUCAGAAAACCCCCCUUGUGCCGAGUCUCCUCCGACAACGGGCAGCGGCUCUUGGACAUGAUAGAGACCCUGAAAAUGGAACAGCACAUGGAAGCACACAAGAACGGCCAUGCCAACGGGCACCUCAGCAUUGGCACAGACGUUCCCUCCCACAACAGCAGCUUCAGCAGCAAGGUCAAACCCAACGGGAUGCCAAAUGGGUAUAGGAAGGAGAUGAUCAAGAUCCCCAUGCCAGAGCCAGAGCGCUCCCAGUACCCCAUGGAGUGGGGAAAGACUCUGCUGGCCUUUGUUUAUGCACUUUCCUGUUUCGUUCUCACCACAGUGAUGAUCUCGGUCGUCCAUGAACGAGUACCUCCUAAGGAGGUGCAGCCUCCACUACCGGACACGUUUUUUGACCAUUUUAACCGGGUGCAGUGGGCCUUUUCUAUCUGUGAAAUUAACGGCAUGAUCCUUGUAGGACUCUGGUUAAUUCAGUGGCUGCUCCUAAAAUACAAGUCUAUUAUUAGCAGAAGAUUCUUCUGCAUAGUUGGCACGCUGUACCUGUAUCGCUGUAUUACUAUGUAUGUAACUACACUCCCAGUACCUGGUAUGCAUUUCAACUGUUCUCCGAAGCUUUUUGGAGACUGGGAAGCCCAGCUGCGGAGAAUAAUGAAGCUCAUUGCUGGAGGUGGCCUGUCCAUUACUGGCUCUCACAACAUGUGUGGGGACUAUCUGUACAGCGGCCACACAGUCAUGCUAACACUCACUUACUUAUUUAUCAAAGAGUAUUCCCCUCGGCGACUCUGGUGGUACCACUGGAUUUGCUGGCUUCUCAGCGUAGUUGGAAUAUUCUGUAUUCUCUUGGCGCAUGACCACUACACUGUGGACGUGGUGGUGGCGUAUUACAUCACCACGAGACUCUUUUGGUGGUAUCACACUAUGGCCAAUCAGCAAGUGCUAAAAGAAGCUUCUCAGAUGAAUCUCCUGGCCAGGGUGUGGUGGUACAGGCCAUUUCAGUACUUUGAAAAGAAUGUCCAGGGAAUUGUACCUCGAUCUUACCAUUGGCCCUUCCCCUGGCCAGUAGUCCACCUUGGUAGGCAAGUUAAAUACAGUCGGUUGGUGAACGACACAUAACAGCUGUACAAAGGUGGGGAAAGAGGAACUGUCCAAAGUGCUAAGAACUUCAUGAGAAAAGAUGCCAUAAAAUAAACACCUCCCUAAUCCUAUUCUCUUUCAACAGUUACCUUGACUUAACCUAUUCAGUUACCUGGUCAGCACUGUGAUCUUUUUUCUCUCCAAAGGACCUGUGUUGGACAACAAUAAAGAAAAUUUAACCUAUCAUGCACUGUACACAUUUCCUGUUCAUAGGUUUGGGAUUUACAUAACCCGCAACCACCAUUUUCCUUUGUAUAUGAUGCAACAGCAUAAAUGUAAGCUUUUAUAUCAUAAGUUCUGGUCUUUCCAGUAACAUCUGGAAAUAAAGCGUAUUAUUUUCUUGGGAAAA